This is a messenger RNA of Sporisorium graminicola, 1500 nucleotides long. RefSeq lists its product as uncharacterized. The transcript has a single exon. Gene Ontology annotation, molecular function: protein binding. The coding region runs from base 1 to 1500 and encodes 499 amino acids. The record is from RefSeq and is a predicted model, not a curated record. NCBI's taxonomy places the organism in Eukaryota, Fungi, Basidiomycota, Ustilaginomycetes, Ustilaginales, Ustilaginaceae.
AUGGUAGUCCCGACAGAAAAGCAGAUGGUCAAAGCGGCGGCAUCAAAGCUGGGCGGGCCCGAAGCCACGCUCGCCGACACGGAGCUCACACGGCUACUAGCGACGCUCGAACUGGAGAACGACUGGGCGGAUGUAUCUGCGAAGAAAUUCCGCAGCAUUUUGGUCAAGCACAACAUCAUCGCUGGCGAUACCGCUCCCACGGCUGGGAGCAGUAGCAACGGCACUGCUACCGCUUCGAAUGGUGCUGCGUCCUCGUCGUCAGCGAAGAAGAAGAAGAAGUCAAAGACGGACCAGGGCGUGCCCAAGUCGUUCAUCGACCCGUCCGUGUCGAUCCCUUCUGGCAUCCGUGGAGAGUACUUCGACGCUGUUAAGGGGAAAGGUCUCGUUGCAACGCGCAGCUUUGCGGAGGGGGAACUGCUGUUCACAGAGGAGGCCUACAUCCCCACGCCGCCGCCGGAGGCACUCGACCAGGUGGUCCGCGGCGAGCUGUGCGCCCAGUGCUUCCUGCCCAUCUCGUCGGCACCCGUUGCGCUCGCGAUCAAGGACUGCCACAAGUGCAAGUACCGCUUCUGCACCAGUAGCUGUCACCGCGCGGCGAUGGCGACGCAUCACACGCUGUUGUGUACCGGCCUGAACCCAGGGGCGAGCGAGGUGAUGGAGCUGGUGCGCGAGCACAAGUGGCAGAGUCUGCACUGUGUCGCGCGCUCGCUGGCGCGGUUGGUGUCGACGCUUGCGUACGGUACCAUGAAGCGACUAGGGGAGGAGGCCGAGUUGGAGCAGACCUACGGAGACUUCGAGACGGUCUAUGGCCGGCUGUCGUCGUUUGCGACCGUGUCGGAACUGGAGCGACGCUCACGCAAUCCGGGAUGGUCGACCGAGAAAGCAUCGUUUGAACCGCUGCUGUCGCGCGCCCACGCAGCGCUGCGCACCGCACUCGACCCCUACUCUCCCUCGCCACCCUCGUCCAUCACCCCGGCGCUCCUCGACCUGCACACACGCAAAUCUACGCUGAAAUCUCUCUUCGACGCGCCAACGUUUCUGAAACUCCUCGGCCGCGCCAACAUCAACAUGGAGAAGUUCGGCGGCCUGUACAGCCUGCACUCGUUCCUCAAUCACUCGUGCAACCCCAAUGUCCAGAUCCGCCACGUACCCGCACGCGGCAUCCUCGCAAGCAUGAAGAUCGCAGCCCUCGCCCUCCGCCCCAUCGCCCCCCACGACGAACUCGUCAUCAGCUACAUCGACCCCAACACCCGCCUCGGCAGAAGACAACUGCUGCUCUACAGAGAUUACUGCUUCGGCCCUUGCACUUGCGACAAGUGCAAGGCCGAGUUGGACGCCAUCGGCUUGGUCUUUGAUCCGUCCAAACAUGGCGUAAAGGGCUUUUUGGACAGUGUCGCCAAGAAGACGGCGACAGAUACAGACGCAGACAGCAAUGCCGCUCAACCAGCCGGAGCAGACGCUAGCCUCGAAGAGGAACUUCGCGCAUCUCUCGGGUUCUAA